UCAGCGGGUGGCGGGGACGACGAAAGCGCGGGCGCGCAGGGUGGCGGGGGGCGCGCCGUGGGCGCGGGGAGAGCCCGCCUCCCGCGGCUGCCCUCGGCCCCGCGCUAGCGUCGCCGGCCGCGGAAACUGCCCCAAAAGAGAAAGAUAAGUUGUUCGUCUCCCCCUUCCUCCGCGCAGCUCGCACAUCCUCUCUCGCGGAGCAUCCGCCCGGGUCCUACGCCCCCCCAGGGCCGGCCCGCUGGAUCCGGCUGGAAGGCUGCGAGGAGGGAAGAGUUUGGCACUUGGAAGGCGAGGCUGGGCUUGUUUUCCCCAGCGGUGAUGCCGCUGGACUGAGAGCGGCGCGGCCGUGCAAGCUGGAGGGACGGACCCCCCCUCUUCACCGCCCCCCAGACCCGGUCCAGCGCCUUCAGCCCCGGUCGCUCGUCCCUGCCGCCCCACUAAAUGAGAGCUGGUCCGAGGACGGGGCGACUCGGCGCCUGCUAGGGCUGCUCUCCGCCGCCCUCCCCGGACUUCCCCACACCCGACGAGGAGCGGCGCGCACCCGCACCCAGGAGAGUUGUCUCGGCAGGCUCCGUGCUAUGGCGAGGCUGCGGAGGAGCAAACUAGCCGCUGGAUUUCUAUUACUUUUCCAGUGCCUGAGCGAGCGCUGCCAGCUCGCCGGCGGGGAGACGCCGAGGCAGAGCCGCGGUGUGUUUUAUGAAGUUGUUCAGAGCUUCCCUCGAGUGGAGGAGACUGUACAGGUGGAUUUCCGUGUAAGCAGCCACAGGUGGAGAAGGCACUCAGAGUCUCUCAAAUCAGUCGACACCAACAGAGCCAGCAUGGGGCAGGACUCCUCUGAGCCAGGGGGUUUCACGGACUUGCUGCUUGCGGAGGGCCAUGACAACACCACUCAAAUUGAGGAGGACACAGAUCAUAACUAUUACACUUCAAGGACGUAUGGCCCAUAUGAUUCUACCAGCCGGGAUUUGUGGGUGAAUAUAGACCAAAUGGAGAAGGACAAAGUAAAGAUUCAUGGGAUCCUUUCCAAUACCCACCGACAAGCAGCUAGAGUGAAUCUGUCCUUCGAUUUUCCAUUCUAUGGUCAUUUUCUGCGUGAAAUUACUGUGGCAACUGGGGGUUUCAUAUAUACUGGAGAAGUUGUGCAUCGAAUGCUAACAGCUACACAAUAUAUCGCACCCUUAAUGGCAAAUUUUGACCCCAGUGUGUCAAGAAAUUCAACAGUCAGAUACUUUGAUAAUGGCACAGCACUAGUUGUCCAGUGGGACCAUGUACAUCUGCAGGAUAAUUACAACCUGGGCAGUUUCACUUUUCAGGCCACCCUUCUCAAUGAUGGGCGUAUCAUUUUCGGCUACAAAGAAAUUCCUGUCGCUGUGACACAGAUAAGUUCAACCAACCACCCAGUGAAAGUGGGACUCUCAGAUGCAUUUGUGGUUGUGCACAGGAUCCAGCAAAUUCCCAAUGUCCGUAGAAGAACAAUUUAUGAGUACCACAGGGUGGAGCUACAGAUGUCAAAGAUUACCAAUCUCUCAGCUGUUGAAAUGAUACCUCUUCCAACUUGUCUCCAGUUUACCAGCUGUGGCCCCUGUGUCACUGCCCAGAUUGGCUUCAACUGCAGCUGGUGCAGCAAACUCCAAAGGUGCUCCAGUGGAUUUGACCGUCACAGGCAGGACUGGGUAGACAGUGGCUGCCCUGAAGAGUCAAAAGAUAAGAUUUGUGAGAAGAAUAUAGACACAACUGAAACACCUCCAUACUCUACCACCACCCUUCUGCCAACCACCACAAAGUUCAGAGUUUUAACGACUGCCAGAGCAUCCACCACUUCCCACCUGCCAACUAGCCUGCCCACAGAAGAUGACACCAAGAUAGCACUGCACCUUAAAGACAAUGGAGCUUCCACAGAUGACAGUGCAGCAGAGAAGAAAGGUGGAACGCUUCAUGCUGGCUUAAUUGUUGGCAUUCUAGUCCUGGUCCUCAUUGUGACUGCAGCCAUCCUCGUGACUGUCUAUAUGUAUCAUCAUCCAACGUCAGCAGCCAGUCUCUUCUUUAUAGAGCGACGUCCAAGCAGAUGGCCAGCAAUGAAGUUCAGAAGAGGAUCUGGACAUCCUGCCUAUGCUGAAGUGGAACCAGUUGGAGAAAAAGAAGGGUUCAUUGUAUCAGAGCAGUGCUAAAAUUUCUAGGACAGAACACCAGUACUGGCCUACAGGUGUAAGACAUUUAUUUUGCCUCUCUCUAGAGAAAAGGAGCCCUAAGCUGCUGUAGCCUGAUAGAAAGAAGAUUUUGGAUAAACUUGUUUCAAGGAGGAAAACUAAGAUACCAGAUUACUGCACAGUAGUUUUUGUUAGUGGACUGAGACACAAUGGUUCAUGCAGAACUCUUGUCAGUGGACACCUAUGGUAUCAGAACUAUGGCACAAGUGCUAUGCUAUUGGCUUUAGGUAUGGGGAUGCACAGUAAUCAAAAUAUAAUAAAGCUUUGGUGCACAAGGGUUUUACCAUUUGGUUCAAGUGUUCUUCUCUGGUAUCUCGAAGACUUGAGUGAUAAAUCUGUACCCUUUCAGUGCAAGUGCACUGAUUAGUGUUCACAGAUGAUUAAGGAAAAGUAUCUCAAUGCAGGUAAAGCAUAAAUAAAUGAAAUUUCCAAUACUUCUACAAGUGUAUGUGAAAUACACUGAUUUUUCAAUUCUAUGUUAACCUACCCACAGAAGGGAGCGAGUCAGAAUGUAUAUUCUUUCCAGGAGUAGUACAAUGCUUCUUGUACGUUGCUGAUUACUGUCCUUCUAAACAACUCAUGAUAUACAAAUUGGUAAGAAAUUAAGAGAACAGAGAAUUUUCACAGUGGUUAAAUCCAUUUAUUUCAUGGGAGUUCACAAUGAAAUUGGACUGAUUUUCAGUUUCAGUGUUCACUAAAAAUUAUCUAUCAGGUUUGUUUCAAGGGAUAUUUUUAAUUUCUGAAUGAGUAGGCUGAAGAAAAUAAAACAGAUCCUUUUAUCUGCCAGAGAUCUUAUGGACCAUUUCUUAGGCAAUGUGAUUUGAAAAACAAGGUAUUAAAAAAAUUACUUUCUAUCCUUUGCCAUUUCAUUAUAAGUCCUUACUGAGAAGCACCGCAGACUUAAAUGCACCCCUGCCAGAGAUUCAGAUACAAGUGUUAUUGAACCCUGCUGAUUCAUACAGUGAUUUUGUUUAAUGCACAUAGUAGUUGCAUAAAUAUAUAUAUAAAUAUAUAUUUUUUUUUUUAAUAGCUAACACAAGGCAGGCUCUUGUGACUGUUAAGACUGCAAUGUUUGUCAUCCAGACAAAGGAAAUUACUGCAUAUUUCCACUGAGUUGUAAAAUAAUCCUUAAUAUUAGAAUAUUUUUAUGUUGUGUAGGAAAGGUGGUUCAUAUAGUUGCAGUGCCAUAACCUUUCUGCCUAUUGGAACCACUCUUUCUCUAAUAUCGACCUGUUCCCUCCCUGUAUAGGGGAAGAGAAGACUAUAAAUUCACACCAUCAGAAACAGUUAUGUCUUUCAUGGAAGGGGUUAAUAUACUGAGACACAGAUCUUCCAUGAGGAGUGGGAACCUAAAUACUUUGAUGAUCUGGGCUCAAGCUAUUAAAAUCUUAAGUUCAGGUAUUGUAUGCGCAUUUCAUCAUAGUCGUGACUGACUAUCAAAUUUUUUACAUACUGUACAAAGCACUUGAAUAAUUUUAAUGUAUACAACUUUGGAUCUCAAGCAGUUAAAAAAAAGUUGUAGAUACGACUUUAGUAUUACAGUUAUUUACAUUUCUUGCUGAUGCUUGUAUGGUCUGAAUUUGAUUACUUAAUGCUGUUUAAAGAAAAAACACAUGAUUUUUACUUGUUGUUUUGUUCAGUAAAUAAUACAAUCCUGUAUUUUCUGUAUUUUUUUUAUUUUGUGUAACACACUUUUAUUUUCACCUGUUCUAGAGCAUCUAGCAUGAGAUUGAAACUGUUCAAAACCUAACUGAUAUUAAUCUGAAGGUACUAACAGACACAUUGUCUUGUAGCCUGGUGAAAAGCCUGUGGCAAGUAUUCAUUUCCAUUUGUGUGGGUCUGCUGAGCCCUGUUUCUAAUAGGCUGGGAUUAAAUUGCAGGCUGUUAAUUCCAAUAGCAAUAACCAAAUGUAUGCACAUAUAUAUCUGGUGACACUCAUUUUUAUUAAAUAAAAAGGUAUCAGUGCACAUCAUUUAGACAUGUAUUUGGUGUGCAAUACUUAUAAUCAGUUUUUCUAGGAAUCUUGGAAAUCAACUAGGGCUCAAUGGCCAAAUGAAGCAAUUGUAGAGCUUCCAUUUGAAGCAUACUGAAGCAUUGUUUGAAAUAGUUUUUAUUUUAGAGCACAUCUUGGCAAAUUAUACUAAGAAAAUUUAAAUAACCUGCUCAGUACUGCAGUAAGUUCAAGGGAUAUUUCAUAUAAAUGAAGAAUAUUUAUGUUAUUAUGGGUUUACAGGUCUGCAUUUGGCCUCAUUCCCUCAUGGUUUUCAUAUUUUUACCCUUGUAUGUAAUACAUGUCAUACAAUGGAGCUGACAGAAUGUUUGCAACAUGAUUAGUCAAACACAACAAAAAAUUUAAAAUCCAGUAUUUUUAUUGCUUUUAAGACCCUCUUGCACAGCUGAAGGAUCUUUAUUAGUAUUUGCAAAGUAACUUAAAUUUCAUACUCAGACAUAAAAUAAUAGCAAAUAUUUCUUUAAUUGUUUGUUCAACUCAUAAUUUGGUGGCACAGUUCACUGGCCUAUGAGUAGCAUCAAAGUAUACUUAUUUUGAUAUUUGCCAUGAUGUUAUAUGCUAUGGAUUAUAACAUGACAUGUUGCUGGGUUUAUUUAAUGAGAUUGAUAGGCUUAUGCUUAUGUCUGAUACGAACUGGUAUCUAAAGACAAAACCUGGUGCAUACUAAUGGAUGUAUAGUGUCUUCUUGUUUCUGCUUUGAUAUAUUCUGUGGUAUGUUCUACUUAUCCCAGUAGGCAAAAAUUAAUUAAGUAAUCUGUUGCUGUUUUGUAAUUCCAUUUCAUUUUCUAAUUUUUAAUGAUUAAAAUUACCACAUUAAAAGUUAUACAAAUAUUCAUAUAUAGGUGUGACAAAAUCUUGACAUUAACCAAGAAUAUUUUUAUUAUUAUUUUAAAAAGCAGCAGGUUAAUUGAUCCAGACUGAAAAAGCAUCAUGUGGACCCCUCUCAGAGAUCCAGCUGAAAUGCUGUGCAACAAUUCAUAAAGAAAUUUCCAUCCAGAUCUCUGAAACAGUGACUUCACUAGCAUUGCCACUGAUCCUUAAUUUAGAAGUACUUCAGAAUAUUUCAUUUAUUUAAAUGCUUACUUACACAGUAAUUUAUUUUAAGAGUUAUUUUAACCCUUAAAACUUGCCUUUAAAUUUGUGAAUCUAAUGCAUGUAAGAUUGCAAGAUGUCCCAAAAUUAUAAUUUCUUAUUUUCUAUUUUAGUGUUAAACAUUCCAUAACACCUGAUAUUGUCAGUGCUAAGCUUCAGCUCAUCCUGUUUCACAGAAAAAAAAUGAAAAUUUGAAAUACAAGGAUUCAAAGCACAUUGCUCUUUAAAUCUCAGUGAGAUGAAACAAUAAAUCAGAUAUGUGUAUCUCACAUGAAGAUUGUUGAAAAAGACCCUUACAUUUGCAAAUUAUAUUCAGACAUUAAGAAAUUCUGAAACUGCAGAAGAAAUGGAAUUGUGAUCUCUCAGAUGCAUACAUAUAAUGAUGCAGGUUUCAUUCUUUGUUAUGUUCUCUCCAAACUCUGCUCAAAAGACUGAGAUACUUGAGGGAUACAAACACCUUAGCAUUGUUGUGAAGGGAGACAAUUUUCAAGAGAAGACCAAUGAAAUACUGUUCUUCCUUUUUUUAUAAUUGCCUGCCUUGUUCUCAAGAGCUUCUGCUGAAGGUGACAUAGAUGUCUUGUAAGUAUCAACCUCCUUCAUUGUAUCAGUAUAUUUUUGCUACUUCAUUUUUUACAAAUUAUGUGUGUGAAGGAAUUCUGGGGAAAAAAACAUAGUACAUUGCUGUAUUUUGAAAAAUUGUGGGAGCCAAAUUAAAUUUUCACAAGCUGAUCAGAAUA
Apus apus (common swift) is the source of this 6047-nucleotide messenger RNA. It is a transcript of the gene PLXDC2, whose product is annotated as plexin domain containing 2. The coding region runs from base 579 to 2168 and encodes 529 amino acids. The record is from RefSeq and is a predicted model, not a curated record. The transcript has 15 exons. NCBI's taxonomy places the organism in Eukaryota, Metazoa, Chordata, Aves, Apodiformes, Apodidae.